This is a messenger RNA of Dryobates pubescens (Downy woodpecker), 5255 nucleotides long. It is a transcript of the gene CYLD, whose product is annotated as CYLD lysine 63 deubiquitinase. Gene Ontology annotation, molecular function: cysteine-type deubiquitinase activity; K63-linked deubiquitinase activity. Lineage: Eukaryota; Metazoa; Chordata; Aves; Piciformes; Picidae. The transcript is spliced from 17 exons. The record is from RefSeq and is a predicted model, not a curated record. The coding region runs from base 336 to 3200 and encodes 954 amino acids. Gene Ontology annotation, cellular component: cytosol. Gene Ontology annotation, biological process: regulation of mitotic cell cycle; positive regulation of extrinsic apoptotic signaling pathway; necroptotic process.
GGGCGGGCUCGUCAGGGCAGCAGGGAGCGUUUCGCCGGCUGGAGCGUUUGGCUGCUGUGACGACGAUGGGGGAGUGUGGAGCGGGCCGGGCCGCGGGGUCAGGCCCCGCAGGGCUGUGAGCCGGCAGCGGGGAGGUCCCGCAGGCGGGUGGGGCGUCGAGGCCCGGCGCUGGCAUGAAGAGGCUUUCUGCUCUGGAUUUAGUUCUUUGCAAAAUGAAUAUUGCAUUAUUUCACAAAGGUUGGACCCACCAGUAGAAUUUGUCAAGAACAGCACAUGUAAAUCAACAACUUACUUUUCUUCAGGACUUCUGCACAGCUUUAGAAGUUUUAAGCACAAUGAAUUCAGGCUUAUGGAGUCAAGAAAAAGCAAGUUCAUCCUACUGGGAAGAGCGGAUCUUUUACUUGCUUCUCCAAGAAUGCAGUGUGAUAGACAAGCAGACUCAGAAGCUCUUGAAAGUGCCCAAAGGUAGCAUUGGGCAGUUUUUCCAGGACCGUUCUUCUUUGGGACACUCCAGAAAUAUUCCUUGUAAGGGCAAGAAACUGCAGAUUGGAUUAAAGAUUCUGGAACAACCUCAUGCAAUCCUGUUUGUGGAUGAGAAGGAUGUUAUAGAAAUAAAUGAAAAACUUGCCGAGUUGCUUUUGGCCAUUACUAACUGUGAGGAAAGAUACAGUCUGUUUAAAAGCAAAAGCAGAUUAACUAAAGGCAUCCAAAUAGAUAUUGGCUCACCUGUUAGAGUACAGCUGAGAUCAGGAGAUGAGAAAUUUCCUGGAGUUGUUCGCUUCAGAGGACCCUUAAUGCAAGAAAGGUCCCUAACAGGGAUAUACUUUGGAGUGGAGUUGCUGGAAGAAGGUCGUGGUCAGGGCUUCACUGAUGGACAGUACCAAGGCAAGCAGCUUUUCAGAUGUGAUGAGGAUUGUGGGGUUUUUGUUGCUUUGGACAAACUGGAGCUGGUGGAAGAUGAUGACAAUGAACUGGAAAGUGACUAUGCAGCUCCAGUUGACACAAUGCAGGUAGAACUUCCUCCUCUGGAGAUCAACUCCAGGGUUUCUCUGAAGAUAGGAGAGAGUAUAGAGUAUGGGACAGUUAUAUUCUGUGAUGUCUUACCAGGAAACGAAAGUUUAGGAUACGUUGUUGGAGUGGACAUGGAUAAUCCUAUUGGAAACUGGGAUGGAAGAUACAAUGGAAUACAGCUGUGCAGUUUUGCAAGUGUUGAAAGUACACUUCUUUUGCAUAUCAAUGAUGUUAUUCCAGAGACUGUGUCACAGGACAGGAGACCUCCCAAGCUUGCCUAUACCUCAAGAGGUGGUGGUGACAAAAGCUUGUUCAAUCAUAGUAAGCCAAAGGCUACAGGAUCUACCUCUGAACCUGGGAAUAGAAACAGAUCUGAAGUCUUCUACACAUUAAAUGGCUCAUCGGUUGACUCUCAGUCUCAAACGAAAACAAAACCCCCAUGGUACAUUGAUGAAGUUGCUGAAGACCCUGCAAAAUCACUUACUGAUUCAUCUUCUGGAUUUGGACAUUCUUCACCACCACUGCAACCACCUUUAACAAAUUCUGUGUCUACAGAAAACAGAUUUCACUCCCUCCCUUUUAGCUUGACAAAAACAUCGACUGCUAAUGGUUCUAUUGCACAUAGUCCUCUCUCUUUAUCUGUUCAGUCAGUAAUUGGUGAUGUAAAUGCUACAGCUAACCAGGAGAGCCCAACAACAGCAAGCCCAGUUGGGAACUCACAUGGUCUUGAGGCAGGUUCCUUGGCUGAAGUUAAAGAAAAUCCUCCUUUCUAUGGAGUCAUCCGCUGGAUCGGCCAGCCCCCGGGAGUAAACGAAGUGUUAGCUGGACUGGAACUGGAAGAUGAAUGUGCAGGUUGUACAGAUGGGACAUUUAAAGGAACUCGCUACUUCACUUGUGCUCCAAAGAAAGCUCUUUUUGUUAAACUCAAAAGCUGCAGGCCAGAUUCCAGGUUUGCCUCACUACAGCCUGUUUCCAACCAGAUUGAACGCUGCAACUCUCUAGCCUUUGGAGGUUACUUAAGUGAAGUGGUAGAAGAAAACACUCCUCCAAAAAUGGAAAAAGAAGGUUUAGAGACAAUGAUUGGAAAGAAGAAAGGUAUCCAGGGUCAUUACAACUCCUGUUACUUAGACUCCACCUUAUUCUGCCUGUUUUCUUUUAGCUCUGUUUUGGACACUGUGUUACUCAGACCUAAAGAAAAGAAUGAUGUAGAGUAUUAUAGUGAGACUCAAGAGCUGUUGAGGACAGAGAUUGUGAAUCCUCUGAGAAUAUAUGGAUAUGUAUGUGCUACAAAAAUCAUGAAACUGAGGAAAAUACUUGAAAAAGUUGAGGCUGCAUCAGGAUUCACUUCAGAGGAAAAAGAUCCAGAAGAAUUUUUAAAUAUUUUAUUUCACCAUAUUCUAAGAGUUGAGCCACUGCUGAAAAUAAGAUCAGCAGGUCAGAAAGUACAAGACUGUUACUUCUAUCAAAUUUUUAUGGACAAAAAUGAGAAAGUUGGAGUCCCAACAAUUCAGCAGUUACUAGAGUGGUCAUUCAUCAACAGCAACUUGAAGUUUGCAGAGGCACCCUCUUGCCUGAUUAUCCAGAUGCCUCGCUUUGGAAAAGAUUUCAAAAUGUUCAACAAAAUUUUUCCCUCCUUGGAGCUGAAUAUAACAGACUUACUUGAAGACACUCCCAGGCAGUGCCGUAUAUGUGGAGGACUCGCCAUGUACGAGUGCAGGGAGUGCUACGAAGAUACUUCUAUUUCUGCUGGGAAAAUCAAGCAGUUCUGCAAAACGUGCAAUACGCAGGUUCAUCUUCAUCCCAAGAGACAGAGUCAUAAAUUCAAUCCAUUGUCACUACCUAAAGAUCUACCAGAUUGGGACUGGCGACACGGAUGCAUCCCGAACCAGAAGAUGGAGUUGUUUGCCGUCCUCUGCAUAGAGACGAGCCACUACGUGGCUUUCGUUAAAUACGGGAAGGAUGACUCCGCCUGGCUUUUCUUUGACAGCAUGGCAGAUCGGGAUGGAGGUCAGAAUGGCUUCAACAUUCCACAAGUUACCCCAUGUCCGGAAGUUGGUGAAUACCUGAAGAUGUCUCUAGAAGAAUUGCACUCACUGGAUUCCAGGAAAAUUCAAGGUUGUGCACGAAGACUACUUUGUGAUGCCUACAUGUGCAUGUAUCAAAGUCCAACAAUGAGCUUAUAUAAAUGAACUGUGUGCUCUGGAAAACUGAAGAAACGGUGUAGAGUUGCAUUUGCUGCAUUUUAUGGUUAAAGGCAACCGUUGCUGGCAAUGGAAGCGAUGACAAGGAAGAUGUUGAGAGCAAAAGGAUUACUGUUCCAAAACCUACAUGUGGAGUUCUGUCAUUGAAGUAUUUUGCACUCUAGGAAGUGUGCUUGUGUGUUUGUUUUAUAAACAAAGUAAGUCUAAGUGAAGUUACUAAAACUUAAACCUUUAAGUGCAUUGAUUAUACACAGGUUUUCUUGAAAUGUUAAAGGUGGAAUUAUAUCAGGAGAAACUUCCUUAGUCUCUUUGGAAUGUAAAGCUAGAUAGUUUUUGCUCAGUGCAUUUCUGUGGGCCAAGGAUGAUCAUUCUCUUGUAUUUCUCUACCCUCUGCCCUACCACCUCUCCCCCACCCUUGAUUGUUUAGCACCACAGAUUCUCUUUGAGAGACAUUUCAGACUGUUCAUGGCAUAUUAAUUCUGUUCUGUUACCCAUCUACAAGAUUUUCAGUUCACACGUUUGCUUCUUCAAAAAUGAACAUUCAUUUAAAGAUCUGGAUUCCUAGCUUGUGAAAAUCAAGCACGCAGGUUUGCUAUCUGUUAACUUGCAAUUUUUUGAAGGGAAAAAAAGAGCAGAAGAGGGCAUUAAAGGGAAGCAUGAUUGCUGAAAUACAAAAUUAGAAAAAGACAUCUGUUAACUUUCACUGCUGAGUGUCUAUUUAUAAAGAAACAAAGCCGUCUGGAACAGAAUAGCAAGUAUAUACAAAUGAUUCGAGGACAAAACAAUAAAACAGUGGAUUGCCUCAGGGAAUGUUACUGAAGUGGAUUCUAGUCUUUGGUAAAACAAAACUGACUUCUCUGUGGUACAUUAAGCUGCUACCUGGGAAUAUGUUACCCAUUUGACUCUUCAUUUAGGAUUACUAAUGAAUAGUAAAAAUCUCUGCCUGGAAAGAUGAAACUAUAAAUAAAUGUAUAGCAAAGCUUUACUGUAUAGUAAGUACCUAAUGAAAACUAACUUGAAAAGCUGCAGAACCAAUGUUGAUGUAAAAUACUGUACUUUUGAAGUCUGUUGGUUUCUGUUUUGAAUGAAACACUGUUGUUUUAGUUGCUUUUUAGCUACUUCUGUCAACGCCGACCGGCAAACAUACAACUAUAUAGAGACGGUAAAAUCGGGUUGUACAAAGUGCAUAGAUAUGAGCUGUACAUUUUCAACCCUGAGAUGUUUUAUAUGGAAAACUUCCUCUUUGGGAUCAAGUCUGUAGAAGGAGAAGUCACAGAAAGUAACAGAGAAAAAAGCCACUUUGAAAAAGCCACCAUUUUAAAGACAGGGGAGGCUGAUCCCAUACUGUAGAAAAUGUGAUUACUUUGUUCUUCAUGGAAAACCUUAAGGUUUUCUUUAGGACAGGCUCUGCCACUGAACAGUACCAGAGAGGGUUGAAAACUGCUUGAAGGACUAAACUGUCUAAAGCAGGCAGUGCUGAGGGACUUGGUCUGUUCCAUUAGCCAGUGCAUGUAGUGUGCUCUAAUUUUUCACUCUCUAGAGCAAGGAAGUAGUUAGUGAAAGUGUCACUGUUGCUUUUGCCUCUAACAGUCUUCUGGCGUCCAUGUUCCCUUGCCUUACUUACCUAGUCUGUGCUCCUUAGCAAACCGCUCUUUUGUUUCAGUACUACUAGGAACUCUUGAUCUCUGCUGAAAAAUUUUAGUGAGGCUUUAGGUGAUGGACUUUAUAACCUGUCAGUGGAGGGGUUAUUGUCCAUUGGCUCCUCCUUGGCUAUGUAUCAUUCUCUGGGACAGCAGCUGCAGCCGUAUUGACAAAGAUACCAUAGAGGCAUCUCCUAGGCAAUAUCAAGGUAAAAAGAUGAGCUCUAUAGGUCUACUCUAAGCAGCUUGUGUUUAUUAAAAUGGCCUAGAGAACGCUGACCUCAUCUGAGUAUGGUUACCUACCCUUGGCAUACUGAGGAGGAGAUCCAACCACAGCUUCUCAGUACCUCAAGUGAGACCUGUUUGCAAGGAGCAAGCAAAAGGGGGCUUGCACAAAAUAAAA